This is a messenger RNA of Coccomyxa subellipsoidea C-169, 411 nucleotides long. RefSeq names its product Rubredoxin-like protein. Bases 1 to 411 code for a protein of 136 amino acids. Gene Ontology annotation, molecular function: iron ion binding; electron transfer activity. Gene Ontology annotation, biological process: alkane catabolic process. Gene Ontology annotation, cellular component: chloroplast. Lineage: Eukaryota; Viridiplantae; Chlorophyta; Trebouxiophyceae; Coccomyxaceae. The record is from RefSeq and is a predicted model, not a curated record. The transcript is spliced from 2 exons.
AUGAAGCGUGUCAAUAUCUGCCUUGCUGUGCAGAUCCCGGAGUCAGAAGCAGCUCAGAAGAAGGCAGAAGCAGAUCGCCUGCGCGCAGCAGAGAAAUUUAUGGUGGUGGGGACUGGCGAAGCCAUCUGCGCAGGCUGCGGUUAUGAGUACCUGCCAAAGAAUGGGGACCCAGAAUAUCCCAUCACUCCAGGCACCCCAUUCACGCAACUGCCGGAUGACUGGAAUUGCCCGAUCUGUGGCGCCGACAAGGUCACAUUCCAGUCUAAGGCGAAGGAAAUCGCAGGUUUCGCAGAGAACCAGAGAUAUGGGCUUGGCACCAAUUCACUCACUAGUGGCCAAAAGAGCCUGCUGAUCUUUGGGUCUUUGAUUGCAUUUUUCUUUCUGUUCCUUGGCGGAUAUUUUAUUGAGUGA